AUGCGUCAAAAAGUUGAAGAUAAAGUUCAAAACCUUCAAAGUGAACUGAGCGAUCUUGCAUUCCAUAAUUACCGAACUUAUGUUGAUGUUAGCACAACUGCUGAAUAUUGCCGAGAAAAGUUUUCUCAAAUGGACAUUCUAAUGCGACAGUCAAGUUCCUCUUUUCCAGCCCUUGAAGAACAAAUUGAUCAAUUUAAAAAUCAAUCGACCCAAUUAUUUAAUGAAUUUAAACUUUUGAGUGACGUGGAGUCCACAAACUUUUUAAUUUGGGAGAUUAUUAGACUUCCAAAGUUAAUGGAAAAAUGUAUUCGUGCUGGACAUUUUGACCAAGCUUAUUCAAUUACAAAUUUUGCUUUGUCGAUUAAACAAUCCAAACUUGUUCAAUAUCCUUUGUUUAAGAAUGUUGUCGAUUAUUUACUUGAGGCACGACAUAGUCUGUUGGAUGAACUUUUUAACAAAUUUUCUGGCCCUCUCAACUUAGCAAAUAGUAUUCAGAUAAUAAAUAAUAUAAGAAAGAUUCCUUACAUUUCCAAAACUCAAUUACGUAUUUCAAUUCUUCAAUAUAGAGAUAUUUAUUUGGAAAAGAAAGUUUCUUCUAUUAUGUCUGAACCAGAUUUUAUUUUGCGAGUUAUCGAAGUAUAUAGAGAAUGUAUGUAUGACACAAUAAUCCUUUAUUUGGCUGUUUUUCCAGAAACGGACACUCAACAACGAUUUGUAAAUGAAGAUACUCGUUGGGAAAGAUGGACAGGAAGUUCACAAAAUUAUUUACUUCAAUGUUGGGCUCAAAAAAAUAUUGAAAGAUUGUUAAAUUAUGUCCAAUGUUUUGAUUAUACUUCUUUGCUGGAUAUUGAAAUGGUUGUUUCGAAGUUGAUGAGCUGUGCUUUUUCUUUUGGUCGAAUGGGACUUGAUUUCCGUUCUUUAAUUCAUUACAAAUUUUCGCAAAUGGUUCUUAAUAUUUUUCAAAAUAAAAUAGAAGCGGCAACAAAAAGUUUUACUUCAAAGGAGAAAAUUGAUCUUAUUGAUGAUGGAAUUUUUGAGAACACUCAAUCCGAAUUAAAAAAAGAAAUUAAUCGUGUUGAUUUAUCAGCUCCUUUAGAAUUAUGUAUUUGGGAUGAAUUGUGUAUUUUUGGGAAUUCUAUAAUUAAUGCAUUAAAUGAAAUUAGACAUUCUAUUUAUAUUAAUUCGGUUUAUUUUUUUAAUUUUUUAUUCGGAUUUUUAAUUUUAAUUCAGAUUCGUCGUGUUUUCAAUAUUUUACAUUUUUCUUUUCAAAAUAUUUUUGCUUGGUUGGACUCUUUCCUUUCAAAUCAAGAAAAUAUUUUUAUUGUCAAAAAGGCUACUUUUCUUUUAAUUAAACAAUUUUUGCCUUUCAUAAAUUGUUGCUUCUUUUCUUGUUUUCCUUAUGAACAAUGUGCUAAAAAAUAUUUUAUUACUGGAAAUUGUUCUUUGAAUGAAUAUGUAAGGAAAUUAUAAUUUUUUAAAUUUAUUUUUUUAGAAAAAUACUUUUAAUUUUGUGAAUUCUAAUAUUUUUGGUUUAUGUAAAAAUGAAUCUUUAUUUUGUGAAAUAAUAAAAGAAUUUGAUUUGAAAGAAAAUGAAGAACGAAAUAUUUUAAUUGAGGAGGAAUCGAUUAAUACAAAGAAUGAAGGAACUGACGAACGUUUAGAAAUUGAGGGGGAAGAGAAGGAAGAAAAUAAAGAAAUUCUAAAAAUUGAAGGCGAGAAGGAAGAAGGAAAUGAAGAAAUUUUAGAAAUUGAAGGGGAAAAGAAGGAAGAAAAUAAUGAACUUUUAGGGAUUGAAGAGGAAGAGAAAGAAGAAAAUUUGCUAGAAAAUAU
Molecule: messenger RNA, 1830 nt
Organism: Meloidogyne enterolobii
Lineage: Eukaryota; Metazoa; Nematoda; Chromadorea; Rhabditida; Meloidogynidae
Source: the annotation of a GenBank genome assembly